AGAUUAAUCGGCACAACGCUAUUUCCGUUAGUUGCCAUGUUCGUUUUUGAUAUUUACUGUGCGUGGUAAAUAAUGAUAUAUUUAUUUGUAAAAACGUCAAGAAAUUCAAGAAUACUGUAAUUAUUAAUUAAUUUAUCACUCAUUUUGUUGCUUGUAUAACAUCUGACAAAAUGAGUAACAUUUAUAUUCAAGAACCACCGGCAUUAGGGAAGGUGUUAUUGAAAACCAGUGCAGGAGAUAUAGAUAUUGAGUUAUGGACUAAAGAGGCUCCGAAGGCAUGCCGCAACUUUAUACAGUUAUGUAUGGAAAAUUAUUAUAAUGGCACAAUCUUCCACCGAGUGGUGCCAGGUUUCAUAGUUCAGGGUGGCGAUCCGAAUGGCGAUGGCACAGGAGGCGAAUCCAUCUAUGGAUCUCCUUUUAAGGAUGAAUUCCAUUCAAGACUUCGUUUCAACAGACGUGGAUUGGUGGCCAUGGCGAAUGCAGGAAAGGACGACAACGGAUCUCAGUUUUUCUUCACGCUGGCAGCCACUCCUGAACUUCAGAAUAAACACACGAUAUUCGGCAAAGUCACAGGCGAAACGAUAUAUAACGUGUUAAAACUGACAGAAGGACUGAUAGGACCGGACGAUAGACCAGAACACCCGCACAAGAUAAUUAAUUCAAACAUUGUAAUUAACCCGUUUGAGGAUAUCGUCCCGAGGGUGGUGGAGAAGCCGGCCGAAGCGCCGAAGAAGAAGAAGAAGGAACGGAAAGCUGUCAAAAACUUCGGCCUGUUGUCGUUUGGUGAAGAAGCGGAAGAAGACGAAGGCGAAGCGCUGGAAUACAAGGGCAAGCCAAAAUCAACACACGACCUGUUGGAGGAUCCGAAACUUAGCAAGAAAACCGCUGCUGAAUUAGAGCAAGAAGAACAAGAAGAAAGAGACAAAGAAGAAACGACAGAAGAAGCGGAAGAGAGAAAACAGAAAACCCAAGCAGCUGUCACCAGUAUCAGAGACAAACUUAGCAAAGGAGAGGAGAGGAGCAAGAGAGAGGCCAGUCCUGAAGAAGGGAGCAGAAAGAGACAGAAAGAUGAAGACAGUGACAGCGAGGGGGAGUACUACUUGGGAAAAGAAAGAGAUAUGGAGAGAAAGAAAGAGAGAGAAAGAAUAAGAAACGAAAUCAAACAGCUAAAGAAAGAAAUGAAAGCACCCAAAGAAGAGCCAGUGAAGGAGACAGAGACGGACAGACAAUCGAACAAGAUGGAAGAGGACAAUGAGAUGUACAAACAGUAUGUGGAAGAGCAGGAGAGAUAUAAGAAGAUGAAAGAGAAGGUACCCAAGAAAGGGACUGCAAGAAGCCGAAGAACCAAAACAAAAAAGGCCAAAAAGAAACCGUGGGUCAAGAAUUUAUACGAAAACAGGGAGUACCCGGACAACUACACCGACAAAAAGUUCCUAGAAGAUUUAAGGAAAAAUGUUUACAUACAAAAAGUGACUCUAAGUCAAGCCAUAGAAGGCUCAUUUCGCGUUACGCUAAGACUAUGCUUAUGUGUACUGUACGCAGUAAUUUACGUAUACAUGUAUAACAAAUUCGUUGAAACAAAAACUGUUAUAUACUUCUCAACAUUUGUCACUGGUAUGUGUCACGUAUUAUAUUUAUACGUGGAAAGAACAGUUACGUACUCGCAUUUUAAAACUGUACUAGUAUAUGUGGUACUAGGUUAUUUAUUGUCGCCGAUUUUACACACUUUGACGGAUACAGUGAGCACAGAUACGAUAUACGCGUGGGCUGUCAUAAUGAUGUUGAUACACCUGAUAUUUUUCGAUUACGAAGUCCCCGUGGCUUUAGUAUCGAAAUCGUUAUCGAUAAACGCUGCAGUAUUCGCUUCGGUAUGUUUAGUAUCGAGAUUGUCCACGCCAUUCGAUGCGUUUAUACUUUUAACGAUAUCCGUUAUUCUAUUCGUAUUGAGUCCGCAGUUAUUGAAAGUUGUUUCGCAUACUAGGUUGUUUUACCUAUUAUUUUCCGUUACGUUACUAGUGACUUUUGUAAGUUUGUACAGCGUAUCGUUUACGUUAUUCUGUUAUUUUGUAUUAGUUAUAAUUAUUUUAAGCUUUUAUUUCCCCGUUUUGUUUGUGCGUUGGCAAAAGUAUAAGGAUAAUAUAUAUGGGCCGUGGGAUGAAGCUAUAAUCAAUGAUUCAGAUGAUUUAGAUGAAUUAGUCAGUGAUGUUGCAUAAACAACUGUGAUAGUAAAUAAAAUAUAUAUAUAAGGACACAGAUUGAGCUAGCCCCAAAGUAAGUUCGAGACUUGUGUUACGGGAUACUAACUCAACGAUACUAUAUUUCAUAACAAAUACAUA
Plodia interpunctella (Indianmeal moth) is the source of this 2336-nucleotide messenger RNA. RefSeq lists its product as uncharacterized. The record is from RefSeq and is a predicted model, not a curated record. Gene Ontology annotation, biological process: protein peptidyl-prolyl isomerization; GPI anchor biosynthetic process; protein folding. Gene Ontology annotation, cellular component: glycosylphosphatidylinositol-N-acetylglucosaminyltransferase (GPI-GnT) complex; membrane; catalytic step 2 spliceosome. Gene Ontology annotation, molecular function: peptidyl-prolyl cis-trans isomerase activity. NCBI's taxonomy places the organism in Eukaryota, Metazoa, Arthropoda, Insecta, Lepidoptera, Pyralidae. Bases 171 to 2213 code for a protein of 680 amino acids. The transcript is spliced from 10 exons.